Neohortaea acidophila is the source of this 1125-nucleotide messenger RNA. RefSeq lists its product as uncharacterized. Bases 93 to 827 code for a protein of 244 amino acids. NCBI's taxonomy places the organism in Eukaryota, Fungi, Ascomycota, Dothideomycetes, Mycosphaerellales, Teratosphaeriaceae. The record is from RefSeq and is a predicted model, not a curated record. The transcript has 3 exons.
AAUGUUAUUGCCACAGCGUCAUUCGCGGCGGCGGUGUGGCCGUACCCAUGGGAUGAGUGUGGGCAUUUCUUCGCCACUCCUUCACCACGCACAUGACCACUCGAACCGGACGAUACUUCGACCCCUACGAACUCGAGCCGGGGAGAAAGUCUGUGGUUCGCAUGCUCCAGCACUGGAAGAGCCGAAUCUUUUUGAAGAACCGGUGGGACGUGUCAUGUGAACACCAGCUCUGCGAACUUCUCACCUGGACAGCAAGAGCCACGGUGUCCAAGAAGAAAAACCAGGAUGGGUCAAAAGUGCGCCGGCGAUAUUCUUUUGCUCCUCCCGACUUCUUCUUCCUCUUCUUCUUCUUCACUCACCUUCCCAUCCUUCAACUCCAACUCCAACUGCGACUUCAACAGCAGCUCUACAAGUAUCUACCAAUACCAAUCAACAAGAUGGCCAUGCUCCCAAUCGUGAUCGGCGCGAUGUUCGCCGGCACAAUCGUCUUCGUCGGCGGCGGCAUAAUGAAGGCACGCGGCGACCCUAUCUUCCUAGGCGGUGGCACACCCCACCAUCCGCCCAAGGACUGGCGCAAACGUGACGCCGACGACCGCCUCAUGCGCGCUCUAUACAUCAUCCCACAGGGCAGCGCAAAUAUGUCGCAUCCUGGCUGGAACGCGCUGAGCGGCUUGGUCGCGCAUCGCAAGCACCCGCACGAUUCCCACGGGGAGAAGAACGCGCUCUUCGUCAACGAGGCGAAGAACUUCAGUGUCGAAGGCACGCUCACUGAGCUCGCGGUACGAACAACACCCUCAACCCCUUCUCGCCCUGAGUACACGCGCUAACCCGUAGAAGGCGGUCGCCAACCACCGCGGCGUGAUGCACGGCCACAUCACCGUGCCCUUCGGCGCGAACGAGGAAAUGGCGCAGGGCAAGUACAUCGCCGUCGAUCCCGAGGAAGCCGAUGCGGAGACCGUCGACGCUUUCGACGGCCUGGAGAGGGCCCUUCAGGACCUUGAGCGCUCGGGGGCUAACGCGAUGGACUUCUUGCGUCUUGCGAUUGAGUAGGAGAAGGAUGAGAGUAAGCAUUAAGAGGGCAUCGUGGUGGGCGAGGUGGCAGCUGAGCUUAGGGGAGAACAGGGA